AUGCGCACUAAUGCGCUAGACAGAGCGGCUCAAUCUCUGUCCUCCGUGCUGAGAGAAUUGGUUACAAUCAUUGGAAAGCUCGGUGAACGGAUAAGUGCUAUAUUUGUGGUUCUGGCUGGUAAAAGCUUUUAUAUUCUGCCUUCAUUUCAAUUCAUCCUCCUGUUUUACGCAUUUGGAUCUUCCAGAUUCUUCAUUGUUGCAGUUAUACCGGUGCUGACAACAGUGACAAAUUAUAAUUGGGACAUUACAUGUGGGGAAAAGAUGGGCUGUUCACCUCUGGUCAGGAGAUCAGUGUGGUUAAUGUUGAUGUUAUUGAUGAAUGCUGUUAUGGUCUCUGUCUACAUCAUAGCUCUGGAAAAUGAGAAAGAUCGUAUCGGAUGGGCCUGUGUGAUUGGAUUUCUUCAGUUACUCUGGACAGUGUGGAUAUUUAAACGGUCAUUUGAUGAUACGGAUAUUCCCACGUUUGUUCCUGUGUAUCUGUUCGGAUCAGUUGUUCUGGUGGUACUGAACGCUGGUGCACUGAUGACUGAACUCAUACUGAAAACAGUUAAUGGUGAAGGAGCAGUGGGAGAUCUGAGGAUCGUUGUCUUUUCCUCUGAGUGUCUCUGUCUUUUACCCUGA
Messenger RNA from Sinocyclocheilus rhinocerous, 621 nucleotides. RefSeq lists its product as uncharacterized. The transcript has 7 exons. The record is from RefSeq and is a predicted model, not a curated record. NCBI's taxonomy places the organism in Eukaryota, Metazoa, Chordata, Actinopteri, Cypriniformes, Cyprinidae. Bases 1 to 621 code for a protein of 206 amino acids.